UAAGUUUUUGUGGUGCGACUUAUUUAAAAAAUAAUGUUAUGUUUAUAACCUUUUAAAAUGGAUUUUUUACGCAAUGUUGAUAAAACAUUAUUUCCAAUUAAAAACAUUAGUUCGGUUGUCAAGCUGUUUCGAAACCAGUUAGAGGGUUGUGACGAACCGGAUUUAACUUUAUUGUCCAUUGCGGCCGGCUUCAUUGAAAAUCAGCUUACCAGCAGAUCAGUUUCUCAAAUUUCUGCCCAGUCCAACGAUGCAACGGAAAAAAAUGUUUUACCAAUUUUUGAGUUAGAAACGGUCGAAUCUCUUUAUAAUAAAUUUAACUUAAUUAUCACAAGUGCAAUAGAGCCAAAUAAGACCAAGUCUUAUGCUACUCGAGAGUUGGUUAAGAAAGUUUCAGACAUAAUUUGGAAUUCUUUAACACGUAGUUAUUAUAGUGAUAAGGCUCACUUGCAAAGCUUAUACAGCUAUUUGACAGGCAACAAAUUAGAUUGCUUUGGGGUUGCAUUUGCAGUUGUAGCUGGUUGUCAAACUUUGGGUUAUGGUGAUGUUCACUUGGCUUUAUCAGAAGAUCAUGCUUGGGUCGUUUUUGGUCCAGACUUAUUAGAAACAAUUGAAGUGACUUGGCAUGGAAAAGGAAAUGAAGACAAAAGAGGACAGACAAUUGAUAAGGGUACUUCAAUUAGGUCUUGGCUGUAUGUAAACAACAGACCUGUAAUUUGCACCAGGCAUAUGGAAGUGGCUGCUCUUGUCUCUGCGAUAAACCCCUCUCUAAACUCUACUAGUGAUGCUGUCGAAGUUGCCUUGUUAAAACAGGAACUUCUGUGGCUUUUAUAUGACUUAGGAUGCUUAAAAAAGUAUCCAAUGGCUAUUGGCAACUUGGGAGAUCUAGAAGAAAUUUCUCCUAAAAGACCUGAAAUUACAUGUAAAAAACUUUUUGAUGAAGCAAUAGAAUCUGCCAGAAAAUACUACAACAAUCAACAUGUGUAUCCGUACAUAUAUCAAGGCAGCUUCUUCUAUCGCAAUAAGAUGUACAAGGAAGCACUUGGAAGUUGGGCGAAUGCAAGUGAUGUUAUUAGGCAAUAUAAUUACUCAAGAGAUGAUGAGGAUAUUUAUAAGGAGUUUUUUGAAAUUUCCAAUGAACUCAUUCCCUUUGUGAUAAAAUUGGAGGGUUCAAAUAUUGAGACCAGUACCAUUUUAAGGAACCCCGAAAGCUUUGCUAAUUUGUUGAGGUUUUAUGAUGGCAUUUGUCAAUGGGAGGAAGGAAGUGCUACUCCAGUACUGCAUAUUGGUUGGGCAAAACCCUUGGUAAAUACAAUUUCAAAAUUUGAGGCUGAUAUAAGAGCACAAGUAAAUAUUGUUGUUGAAUUUGGGGAUAAGCACAACAUUCUAAUGUUUAAUAAUAACAAUAAUUAUGAAGAAGAAAAUGAUUCUUGUGAUAAAGCUGACAAAGAAAAAUCUGAUUCAAUCUCUUACUCUUCUUUGGAAGAUCUAACUGCUGCAUGUUCAAAAAAAAUUCUUAAUCCUGAUUAUUUGUUACAAGGUGACGGAGCUCUUUUUGUAGGUGGUAGUGGAGUUAAAAGUUCAGAUGCUAAUGAUACAUGCGAUAAGGAAGAGAAUGGCUCGCAGAGUACUUCCAAAUCUCCAGUGUUUGAAACUAAGUUAAGGGAGGUGAAUUCAUUGGUACUCCUACGUAGCCACAAAAUGAAAGGUUUGAAAGACCUUCUACUUGCGGAAAAGUUGAAUACCCAGGCUAUCCUGCUACAUUUGACAGCACAGUCUCAGGUGCAGAUUGGUAAGGUACACAGAAAUGAUAUUGAUUCAACCCGACCAAAAAGAGUGAAAAGGGAGUGAGUGAAAACAUAAUCUUUAAGAAGAAUUUUGCCAAUCAUAGAUAUGAAAAUAGAACUAGAACUUUUCUGUCAGUAUUUCAGCUGCCACAUUUUUAUUUUCACAACAUGCACUUUCAAAUGGCUGCAUUGCAGUGCCUUUUAUCUGCAAAUUAGUACUUAGUAUUACACUACUUCAAAGGAAAAUUGUUUUAAUGCUUUUUUUAAUAGUAUUACAUCUGAUUGAAGGUGGAAUAUGUUAAUAUAAAUAAUAUAUUGAUCUCCAGGGUAAGUAACUACAAAUAAUCAAAAUUUAGCUAAUUAGUGUUUAAGUUUGUUUUGACAUGUUAUAACAAUUUUUUUCCAUUACUACUAUUGGUUUUGUUAGCUGUAAGUUCUAAUAGGGAUUAGGUGCAACUUGUUUGAAACCAAUCAUCAAUAUUGCAGCAAAUGUUAAUGUUCGAUAAGAGUAUUUUCUUUAAGUUUUGGUCCUUUUUGCGCCAAACUUCUUACAGCACUGGCAAUUCGGUUACAUUCAAUUUUUGUGCGCCGUUUCCACCUAAACUAUAAAUUAAAUUAAUAUUUGCAUGUAUGAUUAUUGUAAUCAAUAGUUGGCAUAUUCUUUAAUGCUAAAAUUAGUUUCAUGUUAUAUAGUACGAUAUUUAAUAGAACCUGUUGUUGCUGUUGUAACUAUUCUUCAUUGCGUUCUCGUACAAAUUAGGUAUAGUUAAAUUAUAAUUCCGUUACUUGUAUAGAUUCGUGAAAAGCUUUAACGCUCUGCAUGAUUAAUGCAUAAUAGGCGUAAAAAAAUACUAAUUUAAAAAAAUAUAUAAGUUUAGUUUAGAUAAUUUAUUGAUGAAUAUUGUUAUUCGAUCAUAUAAUUGUAUCUUGCAAUUAAAUUACCGAUGUUUUUCUUAAUAUGAUUGAUAAUGAUUCUGGACUGAAAUUAUAACCUUGGCGUUAGAUUGACAAUACUUAUCCAUUUUCCGAUUCCGUUUUUAUGCAUUCCGAUAAGUUUUUGUUUCUUUAAUGGUUUUAGGAUAAUUGUUAAAUUAUAUUAAUUAAGAGAGUAUUAAAAUGGUUGUAUUCAAACUGAUGAUUUUUAAUGUAUCAAAUGUAUUUAUUUUU
Messenger RNA from Cylas formicarius (sweet potato weevil), 2951 nucleotides. RefSeq names its product menin. Gene Ontology annotation, molecular function: Y-form DNA binding; transcription cis-regulatory region binding; chromatin binding. The record is from RefSeq and is a predicted model, not a curated record. Gene Ontology annotation, biological process: negative regulation of cell cycle; regulation of transcription by RNA polymerase II; negative regulation of cell population proliferation. Gene Ontology annotation, cellular component: nucleus; chromatin; histone methyltransferase complex. The transcript is spliced from 6 exons. Lineage: Eukaryota; Metazoa; Arthropoda; Insecta; Coleoptera; Brentidae. Bases 58 to 1848 code for a protein of 596 amino acids.